AUGUCGGACACAACGGUGAAGGCAGGAGUGAACGGAUUUGGCCGUAUUGGGCGCGUGGUCACCAGGGCCGCUUUUAACUCUGGCAAAGUGGAUAUUGUUGCCAUCAAUGACCCCUUCUUUGACCUCAACUACAUGGUGUACAUGUUCCAGUAUGAUUCUACCCACGGCAAAUUCCACAGCACGGUCAAGGCUGAGAAUGGGAAACUUGUCAUCAAUGGGAAGUCCAUCUCCAUCUACCAGCAGCGAGAUCCCACCAACAUCAAAUGGGGUGAUGCUGGUGCUGAGUAUGUUGUGGAGUCCACUGGGGUCUUCACCACUAUGGAGAAGGCUGGGGCUCACUUGAAGGGUGAGACCAAGAGGGUCAUCAUCUCUGCUUCUUCUGCUGAUGCCCCCAUGUUUGUGAUGGGCAUGAACCAUGAGAAGUAUGAUAACUCCCUCAAGAUUGUCAGCAAUGCCUCCUGCACCACCAACUGCUUGACUUCUCUGGCCAAAGUCACCCAUGACCACUUCAGCAUCAUGGAAGGCUUCAGGACCAACGUCCGUGCCAUCGCUGCCACCCAGAAGACCGUGGACAGCCCCUCUGGGAAGCUGUUGCAUGACAGCUGAGGGGAUGUCCAGAACAUCAUCCUGCUUCCACUGGCGCUGCCAAGGCUGAGGGCAAGGUCAUCCCUGAGCUGAACGGGAAGGUCACUGGCAUGGCCUUCCAUGUCCCC
This is a messenger RNA of Canis lupus familiaris (dog), 713 nucleotides long. RefSeq names its product glyceraldehyde-3-phosphate dehydrogenase-like. Gene Ontology annotation, molecular function: oxidoreductase activity, acting on the aldehyde or oxo group of donors, NAD or NADP as acceptor; NAD binding. The record is from RefSeq and is a predicted model, not a curated record. Lineage: Eukaryota; Metazoa; Chordata; Mammalia; Carnivora; Canidae. The transcript has 2 exons. Bases 1 to 606 code for a protein of 201 amino acids.